CCCUGUUUCUCUCCACCAUCAGCCAUAUGGGCAGUGCUUGUGACAGAACACCACUGAUUGGCUGUUGAAUGUUGUCUCUAAAGCAGCAGUGGAGCUGGCUGGAGGACAGGAGGUGGAGAGACGCAGAUAUCAGUGCCAUAUCUUGAGCCGGAGAGAGCGAAACUGUGGGAGAGUGUGAUUAAUAGAGGAAGAAAGAACGAAUGCAUAAAGAAGGGAAAAGGGACAAGGGGGGAAUCCUUUCUGUGCUGCUGAAGCUGUUUACAUUCUAGUUUCCUGAAGACGAGGACAGGCUGUGGGUGACAUGAGAGUGCUGCUGUGUCUGGGUCCAGUUCUAAGGAUGCCCGGGGGUGAGUGAGGUUCUGACAUUGUUCCAAUAGUGGUUCCACCACACCGUCGGGCCGGAACCAACACCGGAAUGCAGAAUCUACGACACGCAGCCACAGAAGCUUUUCAUCGCCUGGGUCUCAAGCAAAGACACCUGGGAUAUGCGGAGCUGGAUGAAGCGGACAAGCCCCAACCCCACUGGUUUCACACGCUGCAGGUCCGGAGACUAAAGGUUCAGCGGGGACGCAGCAACAGUGAUCCAAUGGGCGGGAAGAGCUUCGACCAGGAGUUCCAAUGGAAAACAGGCCUGCAGUUUGGUACGGCCAACUCCUACCUGAACCUGGAGAAGUUGGGAGAGGGCACAUACGCCACAGUCUACAAGGGAAUCAGCCGGAUUAACGGGCACCUGGUGGCACUGAAGGUGAUUCGUAUGAAGACCGAGGAAGGGGUACCUUUCACCGCCAUGCGAGAGGCCUCCCUCCUGAAAGGCUUAAAACAUGCCAACAUUGUUCUGCUCCAUGACAUCAUUCACACUAAAGAGUCCCUCACAUUCGUCUUCGAGUACGUGCAAACAGACCUGGCUCAGUAUAUGAUGGAACACCCUGGAGGACUGCACUCCUACAACGUCAGAAUAUUCAUGUUCCAACUGCUCCGAGGUCUCUCCUAUAUUCACAGUCGCAGGAUUCUACACAGAGACCUCAAGCCCCAGAACCUGCUCAUUAGCUACCUGGGGGAGCUCAAGCUGGCAGACUUUGGGCUAGCCCGGUCCAAGUCCAUUCCCUGUCAGACUUACUCUUCUGAGGUGGUGACGCUCUGGUACCGGCCCCCCGAUGUUCUCCUGGGCUCCACUGACUACUCCACCGCUCUGGACAUCUGGGGUGCUGGAUGCGUCUUCAUUGAGAUGCUCCAGGGGACGCCCGCCUUUCCAGGGGAGGCCGACAUCUUUGAGCAGUUGCAGAAGAUAUGGGCCGUUUUAGGCAUCCCGACUGAGGAGACGUGGCCGGGGGUCAAUGAGCUGCCCAACUUUAGACCAGAAUGGUUUCUACCUUGUGAGCCCCAGCAAUUCAGGAAUGUUUGGAAAAGACUGUCCCAGUUGCCCUACAAGACAGAGGACCUGGCCCAGAAGAUGCUGACGACCGUUCCCCGACACCGCAUCUCAGCCCAGGAUGCAAUGCAGCACCCCUACUUCAACACCCUGCCGCCACCCGUCACACAGCUACGAGACACUGUAUCAGUCUUUAAGGUCCCUGGAGUAAGGCUGGAAACGGAGGUGAAAGACAUCUUCAGUCCCAGUCGAAGGAUCAAGCCGUCCCAGGCGGGGCCCUUAGCCAAGUGCUGGUGAUAGUUAGCCUCCACCCACUGGGCCCCAAUCAGGGGCCCCCGGGCCCUCAGCCUGCAGGCUGGAGCACCACCUCCUGACCAGGAUGGAGAGGCUUCACUCUCACCACCUCCACCACCACCCGCGUCCUGCACAAAUCUCUGACUGGGUUUGUCUCCCUUCAGCGUUUCUCGGCACGGCUGGGCGUUAUUGAAAAUGAAUCCAUAUUGUGACUGAUGUUUUUGGCGAUAAACAUAACAAUGCGUUUAUAACAUUCUUGUUCGCUGUACAGUGUGCUGCACAGGUGUGUUGUUGUAAAAUGGAAAUGCUUUUUGAAUAUCCAAUCUCCCCCUUAACAAAGCCUCAGAAGGUUUAAUUCAAAGCGUUGCCAGUGUAACAUACAGAACAUGAAGACGACAUGCCAUAACAUAACACAGGUGGCACAUGGGAAGUUAUGCCAGGUGAGAUGGGAGGUCCCAGCUCCAAUGUAUGUCCCAGUCACGUGUUGCAGGAGGCUGGGAGAGGGCGAGGAUGUCACCUGGUGUCUGGUGAUGUCGCCUGGUGUCUGAUGAUGUCAGAAAUGCACUGUAGCUACAGUGUCAUGGAACACAACAUGUCUUAGAGAUCUGUCAGGAAACGUCCUCCAUCCUUCUCUUCUAUCUCCUCUUCCUCCUUUUUUCCCCCCCUCCUCUUCCUCCUCUAUCUUCCACCUCCUCUUCCUCCACCAACUGCCCCUUUGUCUUCUUCCUUUAUCUGCCGCGACGUCUUCCUCCUCCUCUAUCUGCCAUCUCCUCUUCCUCUUCUGUCUGCCACCUCCUCUUCCUCCUCUGUCCACCCUCCUCUUACUCCCCUGUCUCCACCUGCUCUUCCUCCUCUUCCUCCCCCUCCUCAAUCUCCACCCUUCCCCUCCUCUUCUUCAUCCUCCUCUUUCUCCCCCUCCACUUCAUCCUCUCCUGUUCUACCGUAACGUACUUUGAGAUUCAACUGUGAUGAUUUUCUUUUUACAUUUUAGUUUCCAGAUAACUGUUUUGUACUUCCAUGCAUAUAUUAUAUACCUCCUAUGUUAAUCAGGUCCUUGUGGAAGAUGAUGUUCCCUUUGCACAGCUUGUGGGUGGAUUUCCCUGCACCUUUAUGACUGUGACUGGUGUGUGUUCGUAUUAACUCAUGUUGUACUUAAUUCACACGCCCCAUCUAGAACAGUCGUCCGUCUUCAGCUGUACUAUCGGGGUCCGUAUUCCCUUAACGUGCGCGAGCGUGUGUACGUUUGCAUGUGUGCGCGCUCACGUGUGAGCCAGUGAGAGAAAGAGCGUUGAAUGAGUGAGUGAAUAAGUACUGCAGUAAUACUAUUGUGUGUUAUUUUCCGAUAUGUUCCCGUUGCUUGUAGCCAUUAGUGGCCUAAAGACCCCAUUCAAGUUGCUGUAUUCUUAGACGGGAUCUUAUAGUAAAUAGACUUUGGCCUUCUG
Messenger RNA from Esox lucius (northern pike), 3105 nucleotides. RefSeq names its product cyclin-dependent kinase 15 (gene cdk15). Gene Ontology annotation, biological process: protein phosphorylation. Gene Ontology annotation, molecular function: cyclin-dependent protein serine/threonine kinase activity; ATP binding; cyclin binding. The record is from RefSeq and is a predicted model, not a curated record. The coding region runs from base 416 to 1666 and encodes 416 amino acids. Lineage: Eukaryota; Metazoa; Chordata; Actinopteri; Esociformes; Esocidae. The transcript is spliced from 14 exons. Gene Ontology annotation, cellular component: cytosol; cytoplasm; nucleus.